GUCUGCGGGCAGCUCCGGCUCUGGGUUCGCAGCCUCAGCGGGGUGCUCAGGAAGGUAUUUGAAAAGAAAAUGCUGUUCAUUCGGAUGCUGAGGCGAGUGGGGCAGAGCCCAGCCUGUGGCUGUUGGACACCUGCCCUCCCGGUCCGCUUUCUGGGCAUCUCCCCUCGGCAAAUUCCAGCAGAUGCUAACUUCCACUCUGCGUCUUUCUCUGACACAGACCAUCCGCGAGUCUUAAUUACAGGGGGUCUUGGCCAGCUGGGAGUGGGGCUUGCUAAUCUUUUGAGGAAACGAUUCGGAAAGGACAGUGUGAUUUUGUCUGACAUCAGGAAGCCCCCCGAUCAUGUCUUUCACAGUGGUCCGUUCAUUUACUCUGAUAUCUUGGAUUACAAGAAUCUGCGGGAGAUUGUGGUAAACAACCGCAUCACCUGGCUGUUUCAUUACAGCGCUUUGCUGAGCGCCGUUGGAGAAGCAAAUGUUCCCCUGGCGAGAGCAGUGAACAUAACUGGCCUGCAUAACAUCCUGGAUGUGGCCGCGGAACACAAUCUGCGAUUGUUUGUGCCUAGCACGAUCGGGGCCUUUGGACCCACCUCUCCGCGGAACCCAACCCCCGACCUCUGUAUUCAGAGACCCAGGACCAUCUACGGGGUGUCCAAGGUCCACGCGGAGCUCAUGGGAGAAUAUUAUCAUUACCGGUAUGGGUUAGAUUUCCGAUGCCUGAGAUAUCCUGGAAUCAUUUCAGCUGACUCCCAGCCUGGAGGAGGAACAACUGACUAUGCAGUCCAGAUUUUUCAUGAUGCCGCAAAGCAUGGCAAAUUCGAGUGCAACCUGGAAGCCCACACAAGGCUGCCCAUGAUGUACAUUGACGACUGCCUCAGGGCCACCCUGGAGGUCAUGGAGGCCCCGGCCGAGUCCCUCUCCAUGAGGACCUACAAUGUCAGCGCCAUGAGCUUCACACCCGAGGAGCUGGCCCAGGAGGUCCUCAAGCACGUGCCGGAAUUCCAGAUCACAUACAACGUGGAUGCCGUUCGGCAGGCCAUAGCGGAUAGUUGGCCGAUGAAAUUUGAUGACAGCAAUGCUCGGAAGGACUGGGGGUGGAAACACGAUUUUGAUCUUCCAGAGUUGGUGACUACCAUGUUGAACUUCCAUGGUUCUGAAACCAGAGUUGCCCAAGCCAACUGAAAGAAUCUGAAAGAGGAGCUCCUGUGUCCUGGUCCACUGUCAAAGGAGAACUGUCACGACUCCAAGGUUAUAGACUCCAAGGAGCCUACAUUAUUUGGAACUGACUAAUUGGACUAAAUUUUGGCAGCUCAUAUUGAACUGCUAGACAAAGAAUGGAGUUUAACAUUUAAGCAUUUUCAGAAUGUUGUAGCAUGGUGGAGGGACUUCUCAGUGUUUGGUGUUUGCCUGAACUUGUCUAAACACAUUCCACAGAAUAAGGCUUAAGUCAUCAUUAGUUUCCAUUUCCUUAAUUAGGAUGAAGUGACCAUUUCUGGGAUGAAGGGAGUGUGUGACAUUUGUAUUUAAUUAAAUUCAAUUUAAAUAUUC
Messenger RNA from Chlorocebus sabaeus (green monkey), 1545 nucleotides. RefSeq names its product L-threonine 3-dehydrogenase, mitochondrial. Gene Ontology annotation, molecular function: L-threonine 3-dehydrogenase activity. Gene Ontology annotation, biological process: L-threonine catabolic process. The record is from RefSeq and is a predicted model, not a curated record. Lineage: Eukaryota; Metazoa; Chordata; Mammalia; Primates; Cercopithecidae.